AAAUGAAAACGGUGAGUGCGUGGCGCAUGAAACCGCAGAAAAAUAGAGGAGAGAGAGAAUAAACAGAAGAGAGUGAAAGAGUCUUUCAGUGUGAAACAACUGAAAAACAGAGAAAGCGACAGGGCAGAGAAAAAGAGGUUCCAAAGCAGCCACCAUAACAGUGAAUACACAUAGUUACAAAACAAGCAUAAGAGGGAGAGUAGUGUGUGUGUGUGUUUUUUGUUUGGAUUUCUAUGAGGAAUCCAUUGAAGGAGGAAGAACAGGAGAUUUAUGUCGUCUUGGUUUUAUUUGGAAGUAGUGAUUGGAGCUUUGUUGAAGCUCGGGUUCGGUUACGCUUGUGUUUGCUGCAUGCUACUCUGGUUGGUGUUGAAUUCUGCUGUUUCGAUGAGUUUGAGGUCAAAAAGGACAUGUUAUGGAAUUCUGGUUUGUUAUGGAGGCUUUCAGAUAAAAAAAUUCUCUGCUUUCUUCCUCCUUUGGAGAGUGGAUCUCACUUGAUGUUCUUGAAAUUAUGAGGGAUUUUUUUUUUGGUUUAUUAAAAAAAAUUAUUUUGUUUUGUUGAACAAUUUUUCUGGGUAUUUUGAGGGGUUUUGACCCAAUUUUUUUUACCAUGGUGGAGCCUCUUAAUCAAUCGACUCCUAGGACGAAAAAAAUGAAACACAAGCGAAAUCCGAUUCAUGACUCGAAAAUGACGAGGAAACUGCGCAUCAUUUGCAAUGAUCCUGAUGCUACUGACUCUUCAUCUGAUGAGGAUGAGUAUUUUGGGAAUGUUAGGAAGAUGAAGAGAACUGUGCUUGAGAUUGCUCUUCCACCUGUUCCGGUUAACCCUGUGGUUGCAGAUGAAACUAGUACUGAGAGCACAAACAAUGAUGAAUUGAACCAGACGAAGAGGGUUAUGGCGAAAACCCCCUCAGUGAAGAGGCAAUCUUGUGGGAAAUACAAAGGUGUUCGGAUGCGGAAAUGGGGCAAAUGGGCCGCGGAGAUUCGUGACCCUUUCAAGGGCACGCGAAUCUGGUUGGGCACUUUCAGCACUGCAGAAGAGGCUUCUCAAGCCUAUGAGACCAGAAGGCUUGAGUUUGAGGUCAUGGCCAAGGCUCUAUCUGAUGAGAAGAGCAACAAUGGCAGCAGCAACAACAAUGUUGUUGCUUCUGCUGAAACUGAAACUGUGGCUGCCCCUGAAAAUAACAGUUCAAACUAUUGUGUUUCUUCUGCUGCAGGUUCUGUAUCAGACUCCAAGUCUGCUUUUAUGGAUGAAUCAGAGAGUGUGUUGUCACACACAUCACCAUCUUCUGUGCUUGAAUUGGAUACAUCUGCUUCCAAUUUGAUUGGGAGUGGUAAGGUUUCAAGCAAUGAAAUUGUUGAGACUAAAGGGUUGGAGGCCGAAGUUGCUGAGACUAAAAGUUUGGCAGCUGAAUUUGCCGAGCUGGAAAUCCAAGAUUUGAGUAUGCUGAAUGUACCAUCCCCAUCUGCUGUUGCUGCUGCUACGUCUGAGUAUGAAUUGGAUUUGUUGGCAUUUGACAGUUUCAAAUAUGGAUUUGAUUAUGAACAUGGCUUUGACGAUGAUUUUGCUGCCCUGGAAGACAUUCACAUUUGCAGUUUUGAUGAUAAUGAGCCUAGCGAGCUUCCUGAUUACGAUUUUGAUGACUUUGGUGCUGAUGAGUUUGCUGGUUGGAUUGAAGAACCCCUCAAUAUACCUUGCGUAUAGAUUUUGCAGCUACAUAGGAAUGAGUUCUAUCCAAGAGAAUUACAAGUUUUGUGUCAUUGCUUAAAAAUGCUCUACAGUUUUGUGAGAUCUCAGGAAAAAACUAGUUCCUGGGGGUGUUGUUUUGUUUUAAUUUAUUUGUUUCUUUAGGGAGAUGGAAGAUCAAUGAGAGGUUAAGAGAGAAUGCCUUGGUUUUCCUUGUGCUAUUAGAGCCGUCCAAGGGUUUUUCAAUUUCUAUUAUCAUGAAAGUUCUGAGUGUGUAGAAGUCUAUCAAACUUGAAUUCUAUUAUCUUUAUGAAAAAUUCUAUGGUAUCCUUGGAAAUUUAAAGGUUUUGGUACUGUUGUUGAAAA
This is a messenger RNA of Glycine soja, 2050 nucleotides long. RefSeq names its product ethylene-responsive transcription factor ERF118-like. The record is from RefSeq and is a predicted model, not a curated record. Bases 608 to 1702 code for a protein of 364 amino acids. The transcript has 3 exons. Gene Ontology annotation, biological process: regulation of DNA-templated transcription. Gene Ontology annotation, molecular function: DNA-binding transcription factor activity; DNA binding. NCBI's taxonomy places the organism in Eukaryota, Viridiplantae, Streptophyta, Magnoliopsida, Fabales, Fabaceae.